Molecule: messenger RNA, 2283 nt
Organism: Parascedosporium putredinis
Lineage: Eukaryota; Fungi; Ascomycota; Sordariomycetes; Microascales; Microascaceae
Source: the annotation of a GenBank genome assembly
AUGCGUGCUCAAUCUCAAUCUCCUUUGCCCGCCUUGUGUCGAGAGAAGCACAUAAAGUGUUAUCAUAUUGGCCCUGUGACCGAAAAUAUCCCGUUUGCGACAAUUGUGACAGGGUCAAUAAAGGUGUCGGCCGGCGCCCAGCUUCCAGUUCAGGAAGUGACGUCGUUCCGCCCCCAAGUUAAGAAACGCCGAAAGCGGCGGCUGCGACAUGACUCUCCCGAGGAAUACCGUGCUGACGGGCGUGAGUGGCCCGGUGCCGGUGCUUCAACACGUGCAUCUUCAUGUGCCACAACGCAAGAUCCCAUCGACUCACCAGGAAGGGCUAGAUCUCCGAAGAGGGCCACACGAAGUGUAAACAAUAACGACCAUGUCAUCAGAUCAAUCGCACCUGUAUCCCCCUCGUCUCCCUCUGUUGCGCCAACGAGGCCAUUAACACCCCCACUUCUACAAAACACUAACCCUAACCGUGAAGAAUUGAUCCAACACAUUGAAUCUCUGAGCGGUACAGAGGGGCGCGCAGCUCCAGUGCACAGCAGCGGCGCUGGCGAUAACCACCAUGCUACCAACAGCAACGGAGAUAGGGGUAAUGACACUGGAAACCACGGCCGCACAGCUGAGAAUGGCGCAGAUGAGCCAUCUGGCGACCUCGAGGACGGGUUUCCCCUUGGUCGGAUCGACACGGGGAGUAGUGUGAUGGAAGACUACGUCUCACCUUCGGGCGACGUCCUCUAUCAAAACCCUCCCGCGGUGUUUGGCCUCCCUCUAACCGCCACAAUUGCCACCCACCACCACGUGUACGGCCAUGCCGAGUCUUCCGCUAUAGUUACCGCCGCUGCCGCUGUCCCUCCGAGUAUUGCAGGUACCGCCACCGCCGCGCGGUCUGUAGUGGAUGUUGCAACUCCAACUCCACAGCUGCAGAUCGCAUCCCCUUACGAUAGUCAUCAUCCUCCGGAUGCCUCUGCUGUGACGCGAUCCGAGAAUCCUCACACCGAAAGCGGAGCUCACGUAAACUAUACAAGUCACACGAACCCUAAGAGUCACCUCGAUCUCCGCAGCCGCCAUCACCACCGCUAUGACGGGUUCAGCACAUCGGACACGGUGGCGAGAGCACUCGCCCCGCCAGCUCCGCUUCACUCGCGCGAAGCUCACUUGAUCAAGUUCUUCAUGCAGACAUUUGGCCCGUUACUGGACUGCAACGACCCUGAGAGGCACUUCACUAUGGCCAUACCUCAGCUGGCGCUGACCAAGGCACCUUGCCUCUUGUCGGCGAUCCUUACCAUAUCCGCGCUUCAGCUGAGCCGCGUGUCCGACUAUCCGAUCAGUGCCGCGAGGCAAUACCGCCGCCAGUGCGGGCGUUUGCUGAUUCCUGUCUUGGAAGACCUCACGAACCGAGAAAUGGAGGGGGCUAUCUUUGGCACCUACGUUUUGCUGCGCAUCUAUGACCAGAUGACUGUGGAGUUACGAGGGUGCCACCCUGACACGUUAUUCUCGUCAUCCCUGGCGCUGUCGACCUCUCCAUGGUCUGCCUACAUGGACAAAGAAGGGUCGCUGAAGCGUGCGGCGUUUUGGGUCCACAUCCGCGAGGACAUCCACGUCGCCCUCUUCCUGCGGUGGCCCAUCAAGAUCGACUGCCCUCUGUUUCAACAAAACCUAAAAGCCAUCAAGGAUCUCACCAAGGCGAACCUGGCCGAGAGAAGGACGAGCCUGGAACCACCGGGGCUCCGGCUUCCGCGCCCGGAUAUUGAGUGCGCCUGGAGCAACCACAUCAUCGGGCUAACUUGCCACGUUAUCAACUUUUGCUUUGGCCCCGAGCAAGGCAAGUCAGUCGAGACGUGGGCCGUGCUUCUGUCCCAGGUGGAGUGCUGGAACUUGGAGAAACCCGACACGUUUGCUCCUUUUCACGAACACGACGCCGAACCGGAGCAGAACCAGGUGUUUCCCACCAUAUUGUUGAGUUGUGAUUGGCAUGUCAUCGGUCUUUUGUACUACCAUCUAUCGUUAAUUUUGCUCAAGAGCCAUCGGCCUGGGCAGGCCGGAAGCUUGACGACGUUGCAUGGCAAGGGCGAAAUUAUCAACCACACAAGGAUACUCUGCGGCAUCGUCAUCUCGAAUCCCAUUGCGCAGGCCCUCAUCGUCGCGUGCCACAUGAUUAUCGUGGCAGGGAUCUUCCUGGAGAAUCCGGCAGAACAGCGCGAAGUUCUCCAGUUGCUGCACAUGGCCAGAACUGCUACCGGAUGGCCUGUAGACGAAGUGGAAAAGAGACUAAAAGACGCAUGGGGCUAG